UAAAACUACAAAUCCUGGCAAGGUAUCGUCUUUUGGUAGCCAUUCAAUAACGUUUAAAACAGUACAAUCACUAGGAACGUACUGUGAUGAAGCGGCCAUAUUGCCUGUGUUGACAGAUCGUCGCCAUUGCCAUGGCAACAAUACGACGAUUUAUUUACACAAGAAAGAUGGCGGCGACGAAGUCGACAACGUUUGGUAAAAUGCCGCAUAAAAAUGGUACUUUCAUCGGGAAUUUCAAGGCAGGAAACACUACAGAUGUCUCACCAGAUCUUCAUCUUAAAAUGUCCAAAAAGAUCGCACAGCUUACUAAGGUUGUUUAUGCUUUAAACACGAAAAACGACGAGCAAGACAGUAUCGUAGGGUACCUAAAGGAACGUCAUGAAAAUGAAAUGCAGGAAUUACUUAGGGAAACAAAAGGGAGAGUGAACGAACUUCAGCAGAGAAUUGAAAUAUAUGAACAGCAGAAGGCAGAUGUGCGCAAUUUAGAGCAGCGAUUUCGCGAAGAAAGCGAAAAAAGGUCGCUUGUUGUAAGGGAAUUUGAACAGUACAAGAUUUCUGUCAAAGAAAAAGAGGAGACUCUACGAACAGAGAGAGAAAUGAAGGCUAACGAGAACGUGAAACAACUUUUAGAAACAAAGAAUAGUUUUGAGAAGCAGCUAGAGGAUUUUAGAAAAACCCGAGAGCUUUUAGAGAAGGAUAAAGAUAAAGCAAUGGAAGAACUGGUUGGUAAACAUCACGAAGAGCUGGAAGAACUCAUGAAAGCACAUAGAGUGAGGUAUGAUGAGGUUGUUAAGGACAAAGAAAAACUAAAACAAGAUCUUGAAGCAAAAAUCAAAGAUCUUAGUAAUUCUCCGGAAGUUUUUCGUGCUGAACGCGAGAAGAUUGAACGAGAAUACAUCGCAAAGUUGGACAAACUUAAAACACUCUACGAGAGGGAAUUAGGCCAUGCUAAAGAAGCGACAAUAAAAGCUGAAGCAUCUGUUAAAACUUUUCAACAAAAGGAGAUUGAUUUGAGAAACUCAUGGAAGAAUCAAGAGAAACAAUAUAAAGAUAGAAUUUUAUCUUUGCGUAAAGAUCUUGAUUCUACAAAAGAUCAAAUUUUAGAGCUGGAAGGACAAUUAUCUGAUGUUUCAAAAGAGGCAGCACUGAAAGGGGAGGGUAGUAUGGAGAUGAAAGGAAAAUUGGAUGAAGCUGUAAAAAGUGUUAAUUCACUGACGAACGAAUUGAGACAGUCAAAAAAUGAAUUGCAAGUGUUGAUGAAACGUUCAGAAGGUUUAACUGAUGAACUAUCAAAUAAAACACGUUCUCAUCACAAACUAGAAGCAACAUGUUUGAAUCAAGAACAAUCAAUAAAUGAAUUGAAGAAACAGCUAGACUUAUCCAAAGACAAGUCUUCCAAGCUUGAGUCUGAUUUGAAAUUGCUUGAGAAUAAUAAGGAAAGUUUAGCUACAGAUUCUCAACAACAAUUGCGCAAACUGGAGAAGAAUGUUGAAGCCCUUGAGAAAGAGAAACAAGAUAUUAAAUUUAAAUAUAUCCAAGAAGUAGUUCUUACUAAAGAUGAAUCUGCCAAGAAGGAAAACAACUUGAAAUCCCAGCAUGAACAAGAACUGGUAAACUUAAAAAACAAAUAUGAACAAGCACUUGAAGAAUUUAAGAUGAGUUCAGAGACAUUGUUAAGUCAGCAAAAAGCACAGCUGGAUAUGCAGUCCCAACAAGAACAAGAAAAACUUAUGUUAGAAAAAGACGCUGUAAUUGAGGCAAAGAACAGCGAACUUCAAAAAGUUCAGAAAUUGUGUGAGGAAACAUAUAUUAAGGUAGAGGCACUUUCUGGUCAAAUACAUGAAAGUGAAAUUGGCCUUGGCUCAGCAUCGUCAAGAAUAUCACGUUUGAAUGAAAUUGUGAAACAAAAACAAACAGAAAUCAGUUCUUUGGAGGCGGAACUGGCAUCAUCGAAGACUUCAGUGGACAGUUUGAAGAACGAAAUUGAGGCGACCAAUAACUCUUUAGAAAAAGAAAGAAAAAACGCGAAACUUUCGCAUCAAAGGAAUUUGGAAGAACUGAGGAAGGAAUUAACUCAAGAAUGGAGCGAAAGAUUGAAAUCAGAGAACUCGUCGCUGCGAGCUUUGCUUAAUCAACAACACGAAGAUGGUCAACAUGCGGCAUUGAGACAACUCUCAGAGUUAAAGGAAGAGGAAAAGGAAGAGAUUCGAGUGAACUCAGAGAAAAAUAUGGCCAUUCUUCAGUCAAAGAUCUGUCAACUUGAACAAGAACUAAAGGAAACUUCAUCAAGACUUGUUUCAUCUGAGAGAACGUUCAGGGAAAGCGCGAGUCAACAGCGAAGGACAAUUGAAGAACAACGGUCCAGAGAAACCUUGGAAUACAACGAAAAACUAAAGAAUAUUGAAGAGAAAUAUCGAGACGAAAUUGCUCUUUUAAAAGAAAUCAAAGAACAAGAAUUAAAGGAAUUGGAAACUAAAUUAAAGAACACGCACGAUGAGGAGACUUUGUCACAACUCAAAGCGUCUCAACUGAGUUUAGAAGUUGUUAGAUCACAAGCUGAGAUUGAAAGCAAUAAGAAAAUGGCUGAAGAACGAGUGAAGUUUGAAAAAGAAAAGGACGUUCUUGAGGGUGAACUUUUACGACGACGGAGAGAAGAAAUUGGAAAGGUGAAGAAUGAUUUCGAGACACAGUUGAGUGUUUUGAAGUUGCAAGUUGAGAAAAGUGAUGAGUUACGUACGAAAGAGACGGACAGACAUGCAGCUCAAAUCGAAGAAUUGAGCAGUACCAUUCGUCAGAAUCAACUUCAAAUUAGUGAACUUGACCGAGAACUUUCUGAAAGUAAAAACCAAACGAAACAACUUCAUCGAGAAAUUGAAUUGAAAGGUCAAGAAAUUUUGAAUGUCAGACGAGAAGCGAAUAGUCACAUAAGGAAAAGUGAGGAAAAAUUAGCAAAAGCGCACCAAAAAGAAAUGGAUUCCCAAGUUGCUGAACAUCUGAGAGAAACACAAAAUAUGGUGAAUGAAUUUAACCGAGCUCAAGAACUGUUAAAAGACAAAGUCUCUGCUUUGCAACUCAUGCUCGAAGAAGCAGAAGCUCGCUUCAGAAAUCGACCAUCAAGAGAUGAGGACGUCGAGGUUCUGCAAAGUUUGAAAACAGCUUUAACUGAGAGAGACCUCGAACUCAAGAAGAUGCUGGAUGAAAAGAGGUAUUAUCAGUUGGAACUAUUAAACCGAGAGACAAAUUUCAAUAAAGUGUUCAAAUCUGCACCUAAUAUUGGCGUGAUCAACCCAUUACAACACAAGAAAAAACAAGGCAAAGAACAAUAUUCAGGCCAAGGAAGCACCAUGAUGCUGACGUCAUCAAGACUUGAGCCCAUGCCCGUCUCAAACCUCUCGGUCCACGAGAAGAAGCUGAACAAUACCAGUCCCCUGCCCCCCGCGCCACCCAAGAAAAUGAGCGCAACAAAAAGAACAACUGUGUACUAAACUGGAGUGAGAAACCACUCUUGAAUUAGCAGAAAUUUCGAGUGUAGAUAAUAAUGCGCGUGAGAUAACAUAACAUGUCUAUGUUUAUUCGACUAUCGCGGCUGAAAUAAAUUGUAGAUUUAUCUGUUUGCGAUUUAAUUAGACUUUGAUCUUUGUGAUCGCGUGUACACUUAUAGCAAGUCUAUUAAAACUCUUCGGACGAGCGUCUAAGAGGUGUGGUAAUACAGCUGAUUAUAACAGCAGGAAUAUUGUGAAUGAAGUUUUAAUUCAUCGGCAUCGGGACGUUUAAUUAAAAAUGACGCAAGGUAGCGCCCAUGUUUUGCCUUUUGCGUCAUGGUCGCUUGGUGAUCUUCAACACAAGAUGGUUCUCCACUCCAUAAUGCGUCGUAGAAAAAAUUUUUUUGCACUCUAGAUAUUCUUAACCUGUUCAGUAAACGAGAGAAUAGCUUAUGGUUUGCCAGUUUGGUGAGAUGGAUGAUCAUUUGUAUGCGAUUGAAGCAUUAAUCCUACUUGAGGUAAUUGCAGUGCGUUGAACGUAAUUUGAAGCAUGGGAGUGUUUUGAGAGAGAUCACGUAUCAUUAGAUCUCUAUAAAAGCGACUCGAUCUUGCUAUCACACCAAGCAUUUGGUACAAGCAAGAGUUCUAGGACGGUAAAGUUGAAGCAGUUGUACUAGGAAUUUAAAACAAAUACGAAUACAGAAAUGAGGAUUUUGGUAUAUAUUUGUGUUUACAUUGUUAUCCUAACUCAAUCGUUGCCUUCACUGGAAUGUCUUCCUAUAACGAAAUGCCUUGGGCAGGACGGAUGCGAUGAACUGAAAGAAAUUAGGACGAAUGCACCAACGCAAAUUACACCAACGACAACAAGUUAUUGGUCUUUUCCUAGAGCAAUUUGCCCACCUUUUUUCCCAGAUUUGAAAGAAACAUUUCUGGAAUUAGAGAGAAUGCUUUACGAGAAAACAAGACAAGGUUAUGAUGCUGCAAAAGAGCUCUUCAAUCCCAGACAGGACCCUGAAACACGCAGCGUUGAAAUGUCGACCAGCACUCAGCCAAGCGUGGAGAUACGAACGACCGUGUUGGCACCAACAACUGCAGACCUUGAUCAACCCUCACCGAGUGAAUUCCCUCAUUUACUAUCUUAGGAAUCGACGCAAAUCGACGCAAAUUACUUUUAAACCAAGUAAUGAAUUCAGACGAUUUUAGAUGUCAUAUUUUAUUAUUUAAUUGAUCAAUACCUAUAUACAUCGUUAUUAUCCAUCCAAAAGUGUACUGAGACAAAAUUGAAUAAAGAUGUGAUGAUGUGACGUGCAGUUUUUUCUGUCGAUUUUGUUAUUUAUGUAAUCACAGAGUUAUUGUAUUAA
Molecule: messenger RNA, 4843 nt
Organism: Dendronephthya gigantea
Lineage: Eukaryota; Metazoa; Cnidaria; Anthozoa; Malacalcyonacea; Nephtheidae
Product: protein FAM184A-like
Exons: 14
Coding region: 132-3485 (1117 amino acids)
Source: RefSeq, a predicted model, not a curated record